AUGUUUGGGACAUUGCGCUUUCUUUGCUUUUCUUCCCGCCACAGCUCUGAAGCUGAUUCUGACGAUGUACGCAUACCUCGUCUGAGAUCAAUUAGCAAGGCAAGCUACUAUGCUCGCGUUACUCGUCAAGUCCUACAGAAGACACUUUCUCGAGAGAACAGUAUAUCUCGGCGACCUCCUGCAACCGAUAUCAGCACCUGUUCUUCAUCCUUUGUUUCCGAUGCAGAGUCCCAUGUUACCGCCAGCUCUGCAACCAGUGAGAGCCUUUCCUCAUCACCCGAAGCGCUUGCCAAGUUGCCUGCCAGUGCUUCCAUUAUACCAUCUCUGUUUAGCGGCACACCGUAUGUCUCGAUUCUGCAGACAGAUGGCACACUAGGACCACCGCCAAUCACAUUUGAUGGAUACGGCCCAUUUGGGGGCCGGUUCGUUCCAGAAUCCCUCAUAGACUUCCUCAACAAUCUGACCUCAUUCUUCGAGGCCACUGUCUCGGACCCUUCUUUUUGGUCCGAGUACGCCACGUACCAGCGGACCGAACCCACUCCACUGCAGAUCGCAAGCAAGCUCAGCAGCUGGGUUGGUGGCGCCACCAUAUGGCUAAAGAGAGAGGACCGGAAUGAAUACGGGAGUCACAAAACACGCAAUAUCAUCGGUCAGCUCUUGCUGGCCCGCCGCAUGGGCUUCACAGAGAUUGUCACCGACUGUGCAGCAGCCAAACAUGGCAAUUUCACCGCGGCAAUGUGCGCGCGCCUGGGACUGCGCUGCGUCAUUGUCAUGGGAGCAGCUGACAUCCUCGCCCAGAACGAGGAUGUCCUUGAGAUGAAGAUGCUAGGAGCCAAGGUCCUGACCGCACGAACCCCUUCAGGAAUGGGUUCCCUGCGCGCAGCAAUCACAGAAGCGCUCCGCUAUUCGGUCUGCAACCAUGAGUCUGCGUAUUACCUGAUGGGAGGUCCAGUGGGGCCUAAUCCCCUGCCGACCCUCAUGCGCACAUUCCAGGCUCUUCUAGGCGAGGAGGUUGCGGCCCAGAUGCACGAGGCGGCCGGUCGCCAGCCGGAUGCUGUCGUCACCGCCGUUGGUAGUGGGAGCGGUGCUGUUGGGAUGUUCAGACCUUUCCUUCGGAACCCUGCGGUCAGAUUGGUUGGGGUGGAAGCUGCCGGAGCGGCCGCUCUAACCGAGGGAGAGGUUGGCGUGCUCCAAGGGGCGCGAACCUUGAUGCUUCAGACUUGCGAUGGGCAGAUCCUCGACUCGCUCUCGAUUUCGCCAGACCUCAAUCUCUCGACUGUGGGGCCUGAGGUGGCUCAUUGGAAGGAAUGCGGCCGUGUUGAAAUUAAGACCGCUACAAAUGCGGAUGCCCUGGACGGGUUCAAAACAAUACGAUACCACGAGGGGAUCCUGGCUGGACUGGACUCGAGUCACGCAGUUGGCACAGCCAUUGAGCUAGCGAGAGAACUCGGACCUGGCAAAAGUGUUGUUUUGUUGGUGACGGGUUGUGAUGCCAUUGGCCUUGGGUUAGAUGGUUGA
This is a messenger RNA of Penicillium odoratum, 1518 nucleotides long. Its product is annotated as tryptophan synthase. The transcript has a single exon. Gene Ontology annotation, molecular function: tryptophan synthase activity. Bases 1 to 1518 code for a protein of 505 amino acids. Gene Ontology annotation, cellular component: cytoplasm. Gene Ontology annotation, biological process: L-tryptophan biosynthetic process. The record is from RefSeq and is a predicted model, not a curated record. NCBI's taxonomy places the organism in Eukaryota, Fungi, Ascomycota, Eurotiomycetes, Eurotiales, Aspergillaceae.